Molecule: messenger RNA, 1461 nt
Organism: Diaporthe amygdali
Lineage: Eukaryota; Fungi; Ascomycota; Sordariomycetes; Diaporthales; Diaporthaceae
Exons: 5
Coding region: 1-1461 (486 amino acids)
Biological process (GO): transmembrane transport
Molecular function (GO): transmembrane transporter activity
Source: RefSeq, a predicted model, not a curated record
AUGGUCGCUGCCAUGUCUACUGAUGUCGCGAAACAACCCCAAGAGGGUCAGCUUCAAGAGGUGCAGACCACGAAACCUGUGUCUCGCUUCACGCGAUGGUUCCGCAGCCCCCUGUUCAACGUCAUCCUCGUGGGCCUCAUCUCUUUUACACAACCAGGCAUAUGGAACGCACUCAAUAAUACCGGAGCUGGCGGACAGCAAGAACCCUACCUGGUCAACGGAUCCAACGCUCUCACCUACGGCAUAAUGGUUUUUGGCUGUUCUAUCUUUGCGAUUCUGGCGAAUAAGAUCGGCCUGAAUAAGGUGCUUAUUAUCGGGACUUUGGGUUACGCUCCUUACUCGGCAUCUCUAUAUGUGAAUAAUCGGUAUGGCGUCGAGUGGUUUGUCUUGUUCGGCGGUGCAACCUGUGGUGUGGCAGCUUCUGCGCUGUGGGCUGCGGAGGGUGCGAUUGCUCUCGGUUACGCCGACAUCCACGAUCGAGGCAAAUUCACUGGUAUCUGGCUGGGUCUCCGUGAGCUCGGGCAGCUGAUCGGCUCUUCGAUCCAGCUUUCUUUGAAUGUCGAGAAUGGCAAGAAAGGAAAGGUCGGCUAUUCAACCUAUAUCAUCUUGAUCGCUCUGCAGUGCCUCGGUCUUCCUCUAGCGCUACUUGUAUCGCCCCCUGAGAAGGUCAUCCAUCGCGACGGCAGGAAAUCCUAUGACCCCACUAAGAACAAAGCUGUGCUCAAGGAGUUCCGCAAGUGGGCAGGCUUGCUCAAGAGGAAACAAUUCUACCUUCUGGUACCUAUUCUCAUAGGGUUCAAUUGGAACAGUACCUACCAGGGUAUCUAUCUCACCAAGUACUUCUCCGUCCGUGCCAGAACUCUCGGCGCAUUGACAUCCGGGAUCGCGGCGACAGCUGCCAACAUGUUCUGGGGGUGGUUCUACGAUCUCAAAUGCUUCAGUCGCCCUACUCUCGCCAAGAUCACAUGGUGCAGCUUUUCGGUUAUUAUGCUUGGCUUGUUUGCAUGGCAAACAGCAAACGAGAAGCUGUAUGAGGACACAAAGCCCACCCUGGACUGGGCCAGCCCGGGCUUCGGUCGCGGCUUUGCUGUGAACGUGCUUUUCCGUUUUAUGAAUGAGUCUCAUUACAUGUUUGUAUACUGGAUAAUGGGUACUUUCUUUGACGACAUUGAGACUUUAACGCUGGGGGUUGGCCUCGUGAGGUCCUUCGAAUCAAUUGGCUCAUGCCUCGCGUUUGGUAUUGGAGCUGUCAAGGUUUCGCCUAUGGUGAACCUGAUUAUCGCAUUUGUCAUGUUUGUCGUCUGCAUACCUGCAACAUCGUUCGCGGUAUUUCUCGUGCCAGAGAGGCCGGUGGACAACAGAGCGCUCGAUUCGGACAACACAUCAAUUGAGUCCCGGAAAGAUGCAGACCCAGUUUUUGUCGCUACAACAGCGGAUGCAGUAGAUGGACAUCGGCCAUGA